AUGGUUACACCUACCCUUUUCGACGCAGCAGCCAUUGUUGGUCUUCACCCCAAUGGUAUAGAUUUCGACCCUACUAUCUUAAAUGAAGAUACCAUUGCUUUCGAGACUAGCCUUGCACCUUACUCCUUAUUCAUGUCCUAUUAUCACGAUAAGACCGUGAAGAUCCCUGCUAAGAAAGCUGCUGUCGAAGCGUCGCCCAGUACUGCUAAAAAGCCUUCGACAAAAGUAAUUCGAAAGCCCUCAACAAUCCAAAAGAAGAAGAGUGAAGAGGAGAGAGGCGAGGAUAAAGUCCCUAAUGAAGAGUCUGGUGAUGAAUCUCCAGAGUUAAUCCCUCCUCCUCAGAAGAAAAAGAAACUCACGAAGGUCUCUUCCCAAAGAUCCAUCGCUAACCCGAUCAGGAAGGAUUCAGUCAGUACUCCUCCUGCUAAGCCUCAGUCGAAAGAUACGGGGAGUGGGAAAUCCGGCUUUAAUACUGAAAUUCCUGAAGAACAAAUGGCUGUCGAAAGGACGCCUGAGAAAAUUCUGGAGGAAACAGCCCCAGAGGAAGGUAUCCCCACCAGUGAUCAUGACAUGCAAACCGUGUCAGAAUUCGACACUACAGUGGGUGAAGCUUCUGAAGAUGAAUCUCCUCCUCAUCCAGGACUACAUAUUGCACCUCAGGGUGAUGACAUUGAAAUGGAGGUUGCGGUCGAAGAUGACCCUGAAGAUGGAGCUGCCAGAGAUGGGGACAACCAGUCAAAACAAACAGAGGCUGAGCAUACUUCGACGCGAAACACUCCACCUGCUCCUGACCGGACCCAAGGAAGUGGCAAAUCAACUGGAUUCUUCGUAGAGUAG
Lathyrus oleraceus (garden pea) is the source of this 837-nucleotide messenger RNA. RefSeq lists its product as uncharacterized. The record is from RefSeq and is a predicted model, not a curated record. Bases 1 to 837 code for a protein of 278 amino acids. The transcript has 5 exons. Lineage: Eukaryota; Viridiplantae; Streptophyta; Magnoliopsida; Fabales; Fabaceae.